AUACUCACUAAGCGGAAGGUUAAGUCAGGUCAACUUGUGGAGCCGUGUCAUGACCCAAGAGGAAAUUCUGGACAUGGCUAAUUGCAAGGUCAAUCCCGAGGGUGACGUCAUCAGCUGGUCUGGUCGAUGGGUGACGCACAACUUGGAAAGAAAGGAAGUGGCACUAAAAGACCUUUGCAGAUCAAUAUCCCGAGGCCGCUCGACCGUACCUUUACCAACGCUCAGAUACCACCACGCUGUCCAACUGUGUAAAGGUCUCAAGGGUUUCAUUACUACACCUACCAAUCGUCAGGAUCUGUUGGAUGAGCUGGUGCCCUUUGAGAAUAUGGGAGACACGGGAGCUGUGCCAAAGCAUUUGGCAGAGAACCGCAUUAGAGGCUUCUGA
This is a messenger RNA of Homarus americanus (American lobster), 385 nucleotides long. RefSeq lists its product as uncharacterized. Lineage: Eukaryota; Metazoa; Arthropoda; Malacostraca; Decapoda; Nephropidae. The transcript has 3 exons. The record is from RefSeq and is a predicted model, not a curated record. Bases 50 to 385 code for a protein of 111 amino acids.